Messenger RNA from Thalassophryne amazonica, 3796 nucleotides. RefSeq names its product MYB binding protein (P160) 1a (gene mybbp1a). The record is from RefSeq and is a predicted model, not a curated record. Gene Ontology annotation, cellular component: nucleolus. Lineage: Eukaryota; Metazoa; Chordata; Actinopteri; Batrachoidiformes; Batrachoididae. Bases 42 to 3698 code for a protein of 1218 amino acids. Gene Ontology annotation, molecular function: sequence-specific DNA binding; transcription corepressor activity; RNA binding. Gene Ontology annotation, biological process: regulation of DNA-templated transcription. The transcript is spliced from 27 exons.
GUAGAUCAGCCGCUGAGGCACGCACGUGCGGAGAAACGACGAUGGAGGUCCGAACAGCUGCGCUGCUGCACAGCGGCCGAGUCUUCUUGGAUUUAUUCUGGGACAUUGCUAAACCGGAUCAGGAGGUCCGGCUGAAGGCUGUGGAAGACCUGAUUCGGUACUUGAGAACCAGCAGCAAGGACGAUGAGAUGGACUACACCCUGAAGAGACUCGUGGAUGGACUGGCUCACACGAGGGAAGCUGCACGGCCUGGGUUCAGCCUGGCUCUGGGUCAGGUGCUUGGUGCUUUUGAGGACCUGUCUCUGCAGACCACACUGGACAGAAUCAAAGACAAACACAAUUUGCAGACGGUGAAGAAGAAGCGUGUCAGAAAUGCGAUGUUUGGAAACCUGUUUGGUGUCCUUGCUCUUCAUCAGUCCGGUCGCCUCUUCAAGGAGCCCCCUGUAGUUUUGGGAUGCGUCCAGUUGCUGCAGAGCCUGUCCCAGCACCGGCAGCACCUGAAGGACCUGCCCAGUAAGACCAUGAUGGACAUCCUCAGCGAGAUUCCAGAAGAGGUGUUUGAAGAGGUCCUUCUGGAGGCGCUGCAGACGGACCUGGCCUCAGCCUUUAGGACUCCUGAGCAGUUACACCUGCUGCUCGUCGCGCUGCAGCGCUUCCCACACACCCUGAAACCCAAGAAACUCAAGAAGCUGCUGGGCACCUCCACCAUCAUCAACAUGGACAACAUCCCCAAGUUGACGGAGGUGUUGAAAAUGGCAGCUCACUCUGUGAAGAAGGACUGCAUCCUGCCUCCAGUUGCCAUGGAUCUUCUCAAACUGUCUCUGAAGGAGGACAGUUUCCAGCUCUUCUGGAACAAGGCCAUCACUGAGGGCAUGCUGAAGGAGGCGCCAGGUCCAACGCGGUACCUGGGGAUGCGUCUGCUGGGCGCGGCUCUGCCCCUGCUGUCCCUGGACCAGCUGAAGCAGGUUCUGACCGGAGAUGUGAUGAGGCUUUAUGGGGAGCAUGUGGUGUCCGCUCAGAAAGCUGAGCGUUUCCGACUGGCCCCAGAAAUGGACACCUAUGUGUCAGACUUCCUGCAGAGUUGCCCGGACCCGGACAAACAGCUGGCAGUAAUGGUGGGCUUCUCGUCACUGACCAACCAGGGCUACCCUGUGGUGUCCCCGGCUUGGAAGGUGGUGCAGUACACUCAGCUCAGAGCUCUGCAGCUCUACGUAGAGUGGCUGAAGAUCAUGUUCCUGCAGCCUCGACUGGACCAGCUCCUGGACUUCAGCACUCGCAGGCAGAAAGACCACCAGGAAGCAUGUGAAGGUGAACAGAAGGCUGUGUUCCGACUCAGGAAGUGGAUCAUUGAUCGGCUCUGCUCCAUCAUUGAUAACCACCAGGUGAAGAAGGACCAGGAUCUUGUCAUGGGUGUGUCCAGGUUUGUGUUGUUCCACACCUUCUUUACUGCAAAGAAGAAGUUGACAGAUGUCCCGGAGACUGAGGGCCAGUUGUCUGUCCCACUUGGUGAUGACACCAGAGGCGUUCUUGCCAGCUCUUUCUUUGGACUCCUGCUGUCCCUGGACCACCUGCCACUUACCGAGGAUGCAGCUGCUGCUGCUGUCCAUCCAAAGAGGAUGCUGGGUGCUACGGGUGAUGGCACCAUGUGGCUCUACCACCUGGCCCAGUACGCAGACGUCCUGCUGAACCAGCCGAAAUCCUGCCACAGCUGCCAACCCUUCACCUGUGAGCAGACACACGCCUGGACCAGCAUGCUGCAGUCAGUGAGGAGUCUGCAGGCGGUAAAGAAGGCUGCAGGAAGUCGAGCUUUUCAGCAGCUCUUUCUGCUCCUUGGUCUGCAUCUCUUCAAGGCCCCUGAAGAGCUGCUGGAUACCAUGAAGGACCUGCACAGAUGUUUAGACAAAGCCCAAGAGAAGAAGUCUGAGAAGAAACAAGCAGAGGUGGGGCAGGAGGAGGAGCCUGAGUGGGUGGAGGUGAUGGUGGACACCCUGUUGUCUCUGCUGUCUCUGCCCAGCCGACACAUCAGACUGGUCUGUAAGACGGUUUUCUCCUCCAUCUGUCCUGACAUCACUGAGGCCGCGCUGGGCGCCAUCAUGGAUGUUCUGGACCCAGAGAAGGACGAGGAGGAGAGUGCUGUGGUGGUCACUGAUGAUGGUGUGGCUCACAGGAACCAGUCAGACAGUGAAGGUGACCCAGAUGAUGAGAUGGAGGAUGAUGACAAAUCUGAGGACGACUCUGACGGGGAUGAUGAGGCGUUGGAGGAGGUGGAUCAGAGCUUCCGUUUGGACCUGAUGAAGGUUCUGCAGCAGAAGAACACUCUGGCCACAAGCGGAGAUAGCAGCAGUGAUGAUGAGCUGGACGAUGAAGCCAUGAUGGAGUUGGACAAAAGUCUGGCAAUGCUAUUCUCUGAGCAGAAGAAGAAGAACCAGGACAAAAAAGACAAAAAGUCCAAAUUGCACAAAAAGAAAAUGUUGGUCCGAAAUUUCAAGAUGAAGGUGUUAGACCUGGUUGAGGUCUUUGUGGCACGGCAAGCGGGCAGUCCUCUUGUGUUGAGUUUGGUGGAGCCUCUCCUCACCAUCAUCGACAGAGGAAUGAGUUCUGAUAAUGACCAGCUGGAGCAAGACUUCCUUCGCCGAGUUGCAGAUAUCUUGAGCAACAAGCUGUACCGGUCCAAGGUUUACUGUAGGACUAUUGGCGACCGACAGGGGGCGCUCCAUGACCUGGUGGAGAAGCUGAUGGCCAAAGGUCGUCAGCUGUCAGACUCAUCAGUGUGCCUCUACUACUUCAGUGGAUGUCUGUACUUGAUGAAAGUGCUGCGGGGAGCGCCAGCUGCUGAUAACAAGGACCAGCAGACAACGGACAGGGUAUUGCAGUUCAUGGGGAACAUGGAUGAAGAACGCGUGUCUGCUGUCUUCAGAGAGGCUCUGAAGUCUUUCCUGAGCCGUAGGAGAAGCCCACUGACGACCCAGAUGUUCACGGAUCUGUUCAGCAGGUUCCCUGUUGUGUGUGUGAAGGUGCUAGACAUGGCGGUGGAACAUGUCACAUCUGGAGUUAGACCGCACCAACAGAGCCAGGCGUGUGUGCUGGUUCUGCGGGCUAUGCAGAUGAGGCAGAUUCAGGUGUUGGUGGCUGGUGCUGAGUGGGCGGAGCUCUGUGUGAAGGUCAUAGGUCAGCUGGCUGCAACUCUGAAGCAGGUUGGUGGCAGUAAGGUGGAAAAGGAGAAGCUGUUGAAGAACCUCCAGCUGUGUCAGUUUCUGCUCAAGAAUGUCCAGCAGCAAAAGCUGACAGUGGAGCUGGAGCCCCUUCAGGUGGCGCUGCAGGCCCUUCCAGCUCUGAUCACCUUCAAGAAGAGCAGCCAGCUGGAAGACCUGUACUGGAAUGUGAUGAAACACUUUGGAAUCAUGAAACCCAAAGCUGAAAAGACUUCAUCAAACCAGGAAGUCCAACAAGAGGAGGUGAAGAAGAAGAAGAAAGGCUUUCUUCCAGAAAGCAAAAAACGAAAGAGACGUCAGAAGACACCAGAAGACACACAGAUGUCCACUGAUCAAAGACAAAGCAAAAAACAAAAGUCUGCAAACAAAAGAAAGCACCACGUAACAGGUGGAGCCACAGCGCCACAGCCUGGUCUGGCCAAGAAACGCAAGAUGCAGCCAAAAACAAAGCCCAUGAAAAAGAAGCAGCAGCAGCACAAAGUCUGAAGUGGACACUGUGUGACUGUUUUCCUUCAAACAUUCUGACAUGUUGGUUUUAUUUUUCUGAACUCUGAGUGAAUAAAUGUCAUGUUGAUCAUUCAUCA